This is a messenger RNA of Populus trichocarpa (black cottonwood), 1016 nucleotides long. RefSeq names its product transcription factor bHLH35. The record is from RefSeq and is a predicted model, not a curated record. The coding region runs from base 128 to 778 and encodes 216 amino acids. Gene Ontology annotation, biological process: regulation of DNA-templated transcription. Gene Ontology annotation, cellular component: nucleus. NCBI's taxonomy places the organism in Eukaryota, Viridiplantae, Streptophyta, Magnoliopsida, Malpighiales, Salicaceae. The transcript is spliced from 5 exons. Gene Ontology annotation, molecular function: DNA-binding transcription factor activity; sequence-specific DNA binding; protein dimerization activity.
UAGUCCAUGUUAAGUCCUAUUAUUCAUUCAUACAUGGUUGAGAAAACAAAACCCACCAUCUCAAGCACAGCAGCAUUCAAGUUCUCUCUUUGAAUUUUUUCCCUCAAGACAGCCCCACUCUCAAACCAUGGAAUCUUUUGAGGAUAUUUCUGAGUACCAAAAUUACUGGGAGAUGACUAGCAUGUUUUUGAAUGAUGAGCUUAAAAGUUGGGCAAUGGAUCAGGCAUCUAGCCAUUACUAUGACUCAAGCUCGCCGGACGAAGCUGCUUCAGCAAUAGCCUCUAAAAAUACAGUUUCAGAGAGAAACAGGAGGAAAAAGCUUAAUGACAAGCUCUUGGAACUUAGACAAGCAGUCCCCAAAAUCAGCAAGUUGGAUAAGGCUUCUACAAUCAAAGAUGCUAUUGACUACAUCCAAGAUUUGCAAGAACAAGAGACGAGACUCCAAGCUGAGAUAAUGGAACUUGAAUCUGAGAGAUCUGAGAAAGAUAAGGGUUAUGAAUUUGAGAGAGAGCUACCAGUCUUGUUAACAUCCAAGAAAACAAGAUAUGACCACAUUUCUGAUCACAGAGAGCCCAGAAGUGAUCCCAUAGAAGUUCAUCAACUUAGGGUCUCGUCCAUGGGAGAGAAGACUCUGUUUGUGAGUUUGACAUGCAGUCAAGCUAGAGAAGCAAUGGUUAAGAUCUGCGAGGUUUUUGAAUCUUUAAAGCUGAAAAUUAUUACAGCAAGUGUCACAUCUGUCUCAGGGAUGUUCAAGAAGACAAUCUUGAUAGAGAUGUAGAAGAGAGAGAUCAUCUGAAGUCAAGAAUAGAAAGAGCUAUUAAGGCUCUAAGUGGUCCAUAUAACCCUCAAAUCAUGUAGCUAAUAGAAAACCGAAGGACCACAGCUUUGAGAAGCCAUAUCCAAUUAGUUUAAAUAAUCAUUUUCAGUCUCUGUUUUUCUUUAGAUGUAAAAUGAAAUGACCUUGUCAUUUGUAUGUUCAAGACUUGCUCAAUUCAAUAAGAAUUACUGUUUGUCAA